Molecule: messenger RNA, 1124 nt
Organism: Callithrix jacchus (white-tufted-ear marmoset)
Lineage: Eukaryota; Metazoa; Chordata; Mammalia; Primates; Cebidae
Gene: PPP3R2
Product: protein phosphatase 3 regulatory subunit B, beta
Molecular function (GO): calcium ion binding
Source: RefSeq, a predicted model, not a curated record
GGGCCCCCGGGAGCCCUCUACCCCCACCCUACAGCUCAACCGUCCAGGUGCGCGCGCCCUGCCCGAGGGCACCACCCCUGCUCCCUCUGACCCUGCGAGACCCGGCCGUUGCCAGAUGUCCACGAUGGGAAACGAGGCCAGUUACCCGGCUGAGAUGUGCUCCCACUUUGACAAUGAUGAAAUCAAAAGGCUGGGCAGGAGCUUUAAGAAGUUGGACUUGGACAAAUCAGGCUCUCUGAGCGUGCAGGAGUUCAUGUCCCUGCCGGAGCUGCGCCACAACCCGUUGGUGCAGCGAGUGAUCGACGUCUUCGACACCAACGGCAAUGGAGAGGUGGACUUCAAGGAAUUCAUCCGGGGGAUCUCCCAGUUCAGCGUCAAGAGCAACGAGGAGCAGAAGCUGAGGUUUGCGUUCAGCAUUUACGACAUGGAUAAAGAUGGCUACAUUUCCAACGGGGAGCUCUUCCAGGUGCUGAAGAUGAUAGUGGGUGACAACCUGAAGGACUGGCAGCUCCAGCAGCUGGUCGACAAAACCAUCAUCAUCCUGGACAGGGAUGGCGAUGGGAAGAUAUCCUUUGAGGAAUUCAGUGCUGUGGUCAGAGACCUCGAGAUCCACAAGAAGCUGGUCCUCAUCAUGUGAGCGUUUUUCUUAUGAGCACCACCCAACAACUUUUGCUUUCUUCCCUACCUCUUUCAAGAUUUGCUCAAGACAUCCAACUGUCUCUCUGACUUAACCUGGAAGUAUUUCUCUGUGAAGCCACAUGUCCUAAAAGGAGCUUCAUCACCAGCUCAGUGCUAUUAUUUCUCCUUCUCUGAAUGACUCAAGGUACCCUACAGGGGGAAGAGCAAGUCAAAGGAGCAUAAUGGGGAAAAAAAGGGAAAUGGCUUUUAUAAACGUCUUUUCCUUUAUUUUGAUUCAAAGACCAAAUUAGAACUUUAAAAGUUCAAAAAUUAUAAAAUACACACUUUUGCUGUCAUUUCUCAUCAUUUUUGGUAUAAGGGAGGAAAUUUAUGAUUUGCAUAGGGGUUAGGUGAAUGGUUUUCAUUUGCCUGUGCUCGGAUAUCUUCCCAGAUUGUUAACUAUCCUAUUGUAGCAACAAGAACAAAUAUAUUUCUCUUUGCUGGGC